Molecule: messenger RNA, 2143 nt
Organism: Plectropomus leopardus (leopard coralgrouper)
Lineage: Eukaryota; Metazoa; Chordata; Actinopteri; Perciformes; Serranidae
Gene: tapbpl
Product: TAP binding protein like
Biological process (GO): antigen processing and presentation of endogenous peptide antigen via MHC class I
Cellular component (GO): membrane
Source: RefSeq, a predicted model, not a curated record
UGCUCCACAGACAACGAGCCGAGAUGACAGCUAUACUACCUCAACAGUUUACUAUUAUACAAUACUACAACUAGCUAUCGUGUUACAUUAGAUUAAAUGCUGUAGAGCUAUUGCGCGUUUUGGAUUGGAUGGAAAAAAGGCAGUAAAACACACAGCGGAGUGAAGAAGCUGUUGUUAGUCGCUGAAAUCAAAAGUGAAAGUAUGCUCGUGCGCCUCUGUUUUUAGCAGUUGUUUCACCUUAUGUCGUCUUAAAUGUUAGUUUAGCCAUUUUUUUACUUAUAAAAACACGAGACUCCAUGAUGAUUCUUAAAAUAAUUUGGUUUGGAUACUUUCUGACGUGCGUUUACGGUGAUGGGGUCGCAGAUGUGGUACUCUCGUGCGCCCUGGUGGAGGAGGGAGUCGGACUGGGUGGAAUGGGCGGUGGAUCUCUUUUCAAACGGACUCCAGCCACUCUUGUCUUAAGAGAUGUCGCAGUGGCUCCUGACGAAUCACCCGAAACACUCACUCCGUUUGUCCCGCCUUCAAUCCCUGACCCAGAUGCCAUCCUGUUAGAAACCAAAGUGUCAUCACCUGAGAUCCCCAAUGCACACGUGUUGCUCCAUGCGGACUGCAAUGAUCAGGAGGUGAUGUGUGAAAUAAGCCGUUACUCCCCGCAUGGAUCUCAGGAAGGUUCAGAUCCAGCUUAUUUCAUGGUGUCUCUUAAUGUGGAAGGAGUCGAUUUCAGCACUUCGUUGAUUCUGCAAACAUUGAAGGUAGAGAAGGACCAGUCGACCCUCAUACAAAGCAAACUGGGCCUGCCUCUUAGCCAGUCGGGAACUCUUCUGACUGAAGUGAUAUUGCUGGUGUUUUCCCACAUAAAGUCAGUAUCUGCCGCCCUGAGAGGUGACGCUCUCCUCAGCUGCGGCUUUAAGCAGCAGGAAGUACCCUUAGCGCAGGAAGUGGGCAUUGAAUGGCGACUGCAGCACAGGGGCAAAGGGUGGAAAGUGCUUGAAAUGAAGACAAGGCUGGAUGAUGCAGAAGGUAGCACAGUGGUGCAAGAAGAAAGGAAGGGCUCAAGCAUGGAUGCAGCCCAAGUUGUCGGUGAAGGUAACGCAUCCAUGAGUCUGACCAAGCUGAGGGUUGUGGAUGAGGGGACGUACAUCUGUACUGUCAGUAUUGGCCUUUUCCAUGCCCAGCAGGUCAUUCAACUCCAUAUUAAUCAGCCACCUCAGGUUUCACUCUCAAAGGAGAAGUUGGUUUUGGAGACGUCGCCCCAGACUCUGAGCUGCCACUGCACUAAAUACUAUCCACUGGACGCUCAGAUGGAGUGGUUGUCCCUCUCUCCUGCAGAUACAGAGCCCACAGUGCUUCCAGAUCAGGGCUCUCUCUCCAGCCACCGGCAGCAUGGUGACGGGACUUUUUCUCUGUCGUCUCACCUUACUGUACCCGCCAGUGUCUCCCCUGGAACUAAAAUCACCUGCAGGGUGUCCCACCCAGCUUUGGACACUCCUCUCUCUGUCAGUCUGGUUGUAGAAAGUCCAAAACCAGGUUCCUAUUGGUGGGUUUUGGGUUUCCUGAUCGUCACUGUGCUCUUCUUCUUCCAGGUUAUGAGAUAAGUUGGUAGAUAGAUAUUCUAAAAGAUACUCCUGACUUGAAAACUGAGCUGAGAGAAAAUUGCUGUGUGUCAUUAGUGAGUCUUUAAUUUAUUCCUGAUUUCAUUAGAAACCAUGACUUAAACUCUUGUAGGCUUCUGCUAAAAAAAAGAAUGAAAAGUGAAAAAUGCAUUUUUUUACGGGAAAAAAACUGGCUUACAAGCUGUAUAAUUAAUUUGCUUUAUAUAUUUGCUGUGUUUGAGUUUUAUUUGUGAUAGAUUACUGCUUUUCUGUCACACAAAGUAAAUUUACCACUGUUUUUUUCACUGUGACUCAUUAGUCUGUGUUUUGCCUGUCUAGUGCUGUAGAAAAAAAUAACUUACACAGUAUUCAGUGUUUAGUGUCACCUUAUCAGAGGACCUAAGAUUGUUUUUAUGCCCCCAUGCUGUCGAUAGCUGUGGCCAGAGGGAUUCUGUUUUUUGGGUCGUCUGUCCAUCAGUCAGUCUGUCCCAUUCUCAUGAGCACAAUAUCUCAAGACACCUUGAGAGCACAAAUGUCCACUUGGACUCAAG